This is a messenger RNA of Caenorhabditis auriculariae, 10104 nucleotides long. The record is from the annotation of a GenBank genome assembly. NCBI's taxonomy places the organism in Eukaryota, Metazoa, Nematoda, Chromadorea, Rhabditida, Rhabditidae.
AUGCCGGUCGCCAGUACUUAUCCGUUUGAUUUGAAGGUUUAUUUUCAUAUACUAUUUAGUUUUCGUUUCUGAGAUUUUUAAAGGCGCUAGGAAAAGUUCAAGAAGGUCUUUAGAGCGUUUAAGGUAGUCUUAAAAAAUUUUUAAAAAAAUUUUGCUCCUUAUCUGCUUAGAAAAAGUUCACUAAGGAGUCUUGAAAAGACUUUAAUCAAAUAAUUACGAGAUUUGAGGAAGAAAUACGUGUCCCACUGGACGAAAAUGCUCUCAAAAAUCUUGUCGACCAUGAAAUCGCCCGGCAAAAAAACUUCAAGAAGUCGUUUAUCAACUGAGGGAUUAUAAGAAGAGGCAGUAUAAGAGAGGUUUGAAAUUUUAAAGUUUAAAAAUAGUUAGCUCAAUAUUUUUAGGGGUAAAACCACUUGUCGAAAAAUGUCAAUUACGAAUGACUAUUCAUACCAGUUUAGACGAUUUUUGCCAUGUUUCGAAACCUUCUCGCUUAACUUACUAUGUUUCAAGGUACCACCGCGCGCAAGUAGCUUUCGGUCGGUUACACUGAAAACUUCCGGGUUGACCCAUUUUCUAGAAGAACAUGAUAAAAUUUUGAAUACAUACUAUAGCUGGUUCACGGCUGGCUGAAGCUAUCCAAAAAGGGUCCUGACACGAUAAUAAAAGAAAUAGUGUCUGGUUUUUGGAGAGCGCAGACAGGCCACGCCUCCUCAGCCUUCCAAGUUAGCCGUGAAUGGGUUAUAGCAAAAAAUUACCUUGUCUAUAUUUACCUUUUUCAUUUCCUGAACAAAAAAGUCCAAACGGUAGAUGAUCAUUCUAAUUGUUUCAGCUCUAAUCAAGUUAAUAGCGGCGAUGAUUGUCUGUUUGACGAUUUUCGUUAUAUCUAUAACGAUUAUCGGCUGUUGGGCAGAGCAUUUGGAACUCGUCGAGCACCUCGCUUUCUAUGAUCAACGAUAUGCUUUCAAGGUUUUUUUCAUAUUUUUUUAUGCCCAAAAAAAGGUUUUUUUCAAAAAAAGAAACGGUUUGAAACUCUUUAUAUUAGUUUGAAUCUUCAAAAAAAGAUAUUGAACUUUUCGAGAAGUUAAAAUUUUUCAAUGAACAUUAUAAUGUACAGAGAGGGACAGAGAGAUCAAAGAAAUUGAGUUUUUUCAAUCAAUCAAUCAAUAUAUUUCAUUUCCCACACACAAGUGCUAAAAUCGAUGUAGGGAAAGUUUAGGGAAAUUAUAUAUUUUUGAAAGGAAAACGCGUUUUUUUUUUCUAAUUGAACAAGCUUCUCUCAUUAGUUACCUAUUUUAUUCAAAUUUUGGUCACAUCUGGAAUGGGUCGCAGCGUCGCGGUCGCGUUGCGGUUUUAAAAAUGGUCUCGAAAAUAUUUUAAAUUGGGUGCUCUUUGAAAUCGACGAAUUUUCAUAUUUUCCAGCAAGGAAAUUUCAAUUUAACCAUCGAUGGUCCUGACUGUCCAAUUAUUCGAUGGCUACCCGAUUGGCGACCGGAAAGUUCAUAUAUUGAUUUUGCCGGAAAGAUUGUUGGUAUCAUCGCGACAAGGAAGCUUUUGCAGGUAGGAAAAAGUGAACUGGAAUUGGUCGAAUUUUAAAGGCGCAUAGUCGGCCCUGGAGAGGAUAUCAUGAAGGGGGGAUGGAACGCUGUCUUGGCUCACGGCGUAAACCGUUUCAGGUCGGACGCAUUUCUAGGCGAUUGUUUUACAGCUAGCAAAACUUGAAGUUUUUCUGGAUCUGGCUACGUUUCAGGAGAAAGUCUUUUUCCUUUCCCAAAAACCUCGAAAAAUCCCAGUUUUUUACAGCUCCUUCUGCGAACUAUCAAAUGUGUGAAGCUGAAGAACACGACGGAAACUGACGCCGUCAAACACGUCGAUGAAACGGAGAACAGUCUGAAAGGAUGGACCGAAUCUGUGUUUGAACUAUUGCUCGAAAUAUAAUGAAACCUGCUUUUUUGGACUUCUUUUAUGGUUUUUAAGAGGAAAAGCAAAAAUUGGAUUUCGUUGUGAUUUCGUUAUACCCACUUCUAGCAAACCGUAAUCCGUGAAAUUUACAUUAAAUAUAUUAUAUUCGCUUCAACUCGAAAGCUCAUGGUCGCGAAUAAGAUGGGUCGAAACUUGAAACAGCUGCCGACCCAAAACGACUUGCGCUCGGAUGCAUCAGGAAUUCCUUCUCACCUAAUUCCAACGCAUCCACGUGGGAACGUGAACUUCAGAAAUCGAAAAAGAAUAUUACAUAUAAAAAAAGCGUUUCGCCGUGAAUCCGACGCCAUUUUCUGUUUUGUGAGACCAGGCAGCUCAACGUUUUCACGAAAGGUUUGUAUAGUCCAAUCUCCGAUAUUUUCAAAAGGGGUCCUAAGCGACGAAAUAGCAAGCAAAAUGUAGAGGUCUAGUCGCCUGUUUCGACAGUAAAGGGACAACGAAAUUUCGAAAAAUGAGAAUAAAUUGAUCGAUUUCAGUUGUAUGUCUAAAUCAACCCAAUCAAGAGUAAGGCAGCCGCGGUCAAAAGGUGGGUAAACUCGCCAAGGACUACUUGGAGAGGACACUAAAGUGGCCACUAAACCCACCUCUAUAGUGGCCACUAUUUUCCGUUUUAGUGGCCACUUCAGUAGUUUUUCAUCCAGUAUUCCUUCCCGUAACUCUGAUAAUUUUAAAACAAACAGAUUUGACCAGUUAUGUUGAUCCAUUGACCCCUAAAGUGGCCAGUAAAAUUUUUGUGGUCUAGGAGUAGCACUUAGACCUCUAUAGUGGCCACUAAUUUUUAACCCCUUAAGUGGCCACUAAUUUGACUACUAUAGUGGCCCCUAAAACGUCAAAAACCCUAAAGUGGCCACUAAAAAAUUUUAAAAAAAAAACUUUUUUUCUUUUCUUUGUUUCUGCUUACAGUGUGCAUUCUCAUUGCAUUUUUGUUUUUGAAAUCAAGUUUUUUGAUUAAGCGUCGUCGCAACCCGGGCCAAAGCCUGAAGAUGGGACCCAAGUGGAGAGACCGACUAACAAACAACCCCCUCAAAAAAUUCCAUCGAAGACGACCAGAGAUCGCGCCACCACGUCCGUCGUCGUCACUCUGCUGGAGAACAAGGAUACCGUUCGGAAUUUCGUCAAAAGCACCUGCGAGGUGUCUAUCCUUCAGCCUGACCUGUCUGCGCUUUCUUUCUCCCUCGUGGAUCUCGAAUAGUUCAUUGAAGGCAUAGGGGCAGUAAAAAACGGGGUUUCAGGUGAAAGCAGUAUCUUAUACAGUUUUUCUUUGCGAAUCGAACUGUGUACUCUGAAAAUUAAAGAUGUGACAACUUUAGAAGAAAAACGCGAUUCGCUUUCCCGCCAUUAAUUUUGAAAAAUGCUUUGGAUCGGCAUACGGACAAAUGUUUACAGUAGCCGUGCACGCGAUGUUGCGGACGUCUCAUUAGACUCGCAUUUUGUGAGAAAUAACCGGAUAUCUGCUUCAAAUUGAGGGUUUCUUCUCUGAAAAAUUGAUUAAGAAAACAGAAAACACACAUUAAUAAUAAAGAAAACACAAAUAAUCACUAUCCGAAUCGAAACCUGUGUAAAAUCAUCAUUUUUCACCAGAAAAGCAUUUUUGCGGUCAAAGUUGGCAAAUUAUACAUGAAUAGAAAGCUUUUGUGACGAAAAGAACUUUGGUGACAACAGAAAAAAUUGAAAAUUGAAAGAAAUGGAGAAAAAAGCGAAAAUCCGAGAGAUGGAGAAGCCUGUUGUCCAUAGAGCAACUUUACUGCAAAACGCCUUUUUGGCGGGAAUUCAAGCUUUCCUUUCAGUUCACCGUUCGAUUCGCAAUGAAAAACUCUACAAAUUACUGAUUUGAACUGAAAAACCGUUUUUUACUGCCCCUAUGCCUUUGAACAUCAAAACAACAUGUCAACAGAAGCACUCACAAUGGAGGUCAUUUUACUUUGCGGUUCCUGAAAAAUGGCCAGAACACUCCUUGACGUACCAGAUGAAGAUCCUGAAAGUCUCAACCUGCACAAAAUUCUAGUUUCCAAAAUGACUCUGCAAUUUCAAAGAAAACUCUCAAAAUCCAUUGAAAGGAUUUAUAUUGGGGCUUUAGACCCUUGUUUCUCAAAAACUAGGAAGUUUUGCAGGUUGAGACUUUCAGAACCUUCGUCAAGGAGUGUUCUGGCCAGUAUUCAGAAAGUUCCCAACCGGAAAAUGUAAAACGACUUUCCCCGUCAGUGAAACUAUACAAUUUCAAGUUUGGUCGUUUUUCCACGUCCUUUUAGGUUGAGCCGAAGUUUUUUGGGGCUUGAAGAGAUAAAAAAAAACCCCUAUAGGGUCCACUAAGGCUUGCAAAAGGGGCCCCUAUAGGGGACAUGAUAGUCGAUAAUUGCUAUGAGUUCUAUGCGAAGAAGCAUUUUCAUACGAAACACUGAAAAAAUUACCUUUUUUGAAUAAAAUUGUCCCUAUAGGGACCACUUACGCUUUAGGGGCUUAAGGGUCAGACUCUGAACCCCUAUAGGGACCGCCUUGAUUUUACCCCUAUAGAGACCACUUUUGCGGCGCCUGUAGGAGUUGUUUUUCUUCCUCACCCCUAGAGUGACCACUCUAAAACCCCUGGUUGGAUUUUUAGUUAGUGGCUCCUAUAGGGGACAUGAUAGUCGAUAAUUUUUAUGAACGGUAUGCGAAGAAGCAUUUCCAUACGAAAAACUGAAACUUUUCUGAAUAAAGUUGCCCCUAUAGGGAGCCCUUACGCUUUAGGGGCUAUGGGAUCAGAAUCUUAACCCCCAUAGUGACCACUUUUUUGGCGCCUGUAGUAGCUGUUUUUCUCCCUGACCCUAUAGGGACCACUCUAAAAUUCCUAACUAUCUCAAGUUUUCGCCAAUAAGCAAUAAAAUCUCAAUUUUCGAAUUGCAGCUCGGCGUUAAAGGUAUCUCCGAGGCGUUCGACAAGAUUCGUCUGGAAACGCAGCCCUGCACCAAACCAAAAACCGCCCAUGAUAGCCACACGGACAGGAAUCGCUACAAAGGUGUGGAAGUCUCGUAUUUUGCGUGAAAUAUUCCAAUUUUGCUUCCGGAUGAUUUACUAGCAUACUCUUUGGUGUACUAGAUGAAAGUCCUGGAAUCCCGAAAGAGAAAAAAAAAACACUAUCAGAACUGGUCAGAGUAUAGUCUGUUCAGAUUUUGAAGGUCAAGUCCUCAAGCUCCGCCCCCAAUUGGGGAAUAGACCAAUCAGAAAGCGAGCCAUCCACAGAGCGUUUUCGAUAGACGUCAUUGCACUUGACAUUAAAAAUCUGAGGCUUUUUGGAUUCCUCGGUUUUCUCGAAUUUUAGAAGUUUUUGGCUGAAACGCUUGGGAACUUCACACGGGAUAUCAUUCUACUUUGCGGUUAGGAAAUCCCUGAAACUUGGUCAAAACCCUUCUCAAUGUACCAGUUGAAGAUCCUAGGAGCCUUAACCUGCAUAAAAUCCUAGUUUUAAGAAAAGACACCUCAAAGUCGAAGAAAACACCAAAAAUCCGUAAAAAUAGGCCAUUUUGAGACUUUGAGCGCUCAUUUCUUAAAAACUAUCAAGUUGUGCAAUUUGAGACUUUCAGAUUCUUUUUAUGGCACAUCAAAGCUUUUUCUGGCCAAUUUUCAGGAAAUUCCCAACUGACCUCCCUUGUCAGAACCUUCAUAUGGUAUUUUGCCAUUUUUGGUCAAAUUCGCAACCGGAAAAGAAAAAUGACCUUCCCCUAGAGACGAAUGGAAAAAAAAAGACACAUUAUUUUUGAACCCACAACAAAAAUUGUACAGAAAAAUAUGAAUUUUCACGAAAGAGGAACCAAUUUUUCAAUCAUAAUAGGCAACUGAAAAAGUCAAAAAAUGGACCCCUGUAGAGGGAAAUUCGACCAGCGAAUAUAGUCUGUUCAGAUUUUCAAUGUCAAGUCCUUGCUCAAACUCCCCCCUAAUGGCGCGAUAAACCAAUCAGAGAGCGAACCAUCCACAGAGCAUUUUCGAAUGACGUCAUUGCACUUGACAUUCAAAAACUGAACGGAUUGAAUUUUUCGAAAAUUUUUCCGAUUCUGAAUCUUGAAACGACAGACGUCUACUGUAUCGACGAAACCCGCGUGAUUCUGAAGUAUCCAGAAGGGGCCAACGACUAUAUUCACGCGAAUUGGGUGAGAGGACCUGAAGGAACCAACCGCUAUAUUUGUACCCAGGUUGGUUUCGGAAAUUGUCAUUUGCGCUCUGUUGACAAAUCUCGUAAAAAAAAAUCGUACCUGAAGCACUCUUAGUGAUCCUUUUAGGGGCGUUAGUACUCUUAAGUGACUACCAGAAGUGCUCAGAAAGUCCGGUUCACGGCUAAAGGAGCGUGGCCUGUCUGUGCUCUCCAUCAGCCAGGCACUAUCUCGUGCAUUAUCGUGUCAGGACCCUUUUAUGGAUAGCUCAAGCCGUGAAUCAACUAUACCGAAGAAUAAAAAAAAGGGGUUUAUUUGAGGCCAAAUCAUCGUCAGAGACCUUUAGAAAGAUUUAGAUCAAAAAUCGUGUUAAAAAAUUAGCCCAAAGAGUUUAUAGUUUGCUCACCGCUGACUUGAAACAACUAGUGACGAUCUUUAGGCGAGGCAUAAUGCGAAAAGAAGAGGUUUAGACAUUCAUGAAAUGUUUUUUCCCUGACUCAGCAGAGGAUACACUAACCAGUAACCCGACCCUUUCAUAAAAUAAAUCAUCCAGACUUUUAUUGAUGCUCUCCGAAACUGAAGAAAGAAAAAAAUCAGAAAAUUCCUUACCAGGGACGAUCCCCAGUCUAUGAUAAAUUUUCCUUCAGACAAGAUUAAUUUUGAACGCUAAAAGUGAACGGACCGAAAUCCAGAUUGAGAAUUUCAUUUUUUCCGUCUUCUUUCUCCCGAAAACGAGACCCUUUGAUGGCUUGACCAGCUCUUACCAACAUCCAAUUUGUUCCAGGGUCCCACUGAAAAAACGAUCGAAGAUUUUUGGCGAAUGAUUUGGCAGGAAAAGCCGCCGGUCAUUUUGAUGCUUUGCAACCUUUUCGAACUCGGCCGGAAGAAGUGCGAGAUGUACUGGCCCGAGCAGGCUGAAACUCCGGUAUUUCUCCCAGAAUGACGAAGUUCUGAUUGAGUGUCUUCAGUUAUCACUGCUCAACAAUCAGCUGACGGUGAAGCUGACAACGCCGGCGGUCGAGCUGGAGAAGAGCAUCAUCCUGAUGAAGUUCACUCUGACGGACACGCAGUCGGAGAAGACCCACAUCGUUGACCACUACCAGUGGAAGGCCUGGCCUGACCGAGGCGUUCCCGAAGUGCCCAUGGCGACGUUUCGACUCCUGGCCAAGGUCCGCAAGGCGCAUCCCGUCGUUGUUCACUGUUCGGCCGGGAUCGGCCGGACCGGGACGAUUGUCGGCCUCGAAAUCGCCUACGACAAGUACAUCAAGGGAGAAAAGGUAUUAUUUUUUUCGGAUACCUGUGGACCGAAUUUCGGUGGCUGCUUCCAGAUCUUUUUAGUACUAUAUGAUCAGGUUGAAAUUCUUCCAGUCGUUUUGAAACUUUUCUUUUGAAUUUUACAUCGACUCCAAUUUUCGGUCAAGUCUUCUGAGGUCAUCUUAGAUAUAGUCUUUUUCCAAGAUCAGGAGUGGCCUCAGAGAAGUUUUAUUUGGGAUUCAGCCAUCUUGAUUUCGACCAGUGAUGUUAAGAAACUUUAAUGAAGACCGGUCCAGUUUGGAUUAAAAUUUAAGUUUUUUACUGCAUGCUGCAAAAAAUCACGGACAACUUAUAGCCAUGCUAUUUUUUAAAAUUAGGCUUGAAGUGUCACUAGAUUCAGCUGAGCUUCAAUUACUCUUCUUUUCCUUUUUUUGCGGAAAUCUGUUUGAAAGACGAGCCAAAGCAAAAAUUGAGUCAUAUUUAAGGUUGCCUGACUUUGAACCUCACUAGAAGCCCUUUUUACUGACACAGGAAGGAACUUUGUUUCAAAGAUCAUAGUCAGACUGACUUUCGAGCCUCAGCUAUCCUCAUGUUUCUUUUUGAAGUAACAUGUCUGUUUGAAAGAGGAGCCGAGAGUCAAACUAUAGUUCUCGGACUUUUAGCCCUACUAGAUGCUCUUCUCAGGGAUAUAGGUUGAAACUUUCGAGCUGUUCUGAGGUUUUGAUUCGACUAAGGUUCUUCUUACUUUUAGCCAUACUAACUUCUCCUCUUACUGAGCUAGUCAUACUGGAAAAACUCCUUAAAAGUCUUUGGAAAUUAUUUAGACGGUGAUAAGAGGAAAAGCCUGCCAGAAGCCUUCCAGAAGCCUGCUACAAAGCUUCUGGAUCUGGAAGGCUUCCGGCAGGCUUUUUUUAUCUGAGUAGAAGGUGUCAGGAAGCUAUGUGAAAGGCGUUCGACCACUUACUGGAAAGCUUCCAAACGUCUUCUGAGGAACCGAAAGCUGAAGCUUCCCAUUCUUUACCUGAGUAGUUCUUCUAGUUGAAAUAUUACUUGGAGAGCUUCCAGAAUGUCUCUAUGAGAAUUAGCCGAAUUCAUGCGACUUGGGUUUUGGAUUCAAAAAAUUCACGAAUAAAAAAAUAUCAGCCCUUUUUCAUUCCGAAGUUCCGAAUUAUUGAUAAACCUUUUUCCGCUCCAAAAGUAGCCAUUAGGCCUAAUUGGCGCAAGAACAAAUCUGCGCCAUUUAUGAGCAUACGCAAGGACAAAAUGAGAUUCGCAAAGUAAUGUAAUCGCGGAAAAAAACAUUUCAAGCUUUUUCUGAACCCAAUGAAACCAACGAAAGUCAAAAUACAUACAGCUUGUCAAAAAAUGGCCCCUUAUAGUGUAAAUUAUUCAGAAUCUUUCAUCUCAAGAAUGUUCCACUGGAAUUUUCUUUGGUUUGAAGUGACGAGAUGUGUAAAAUUACAACUUUCUCAUAUUUGAAAUUCUGGUUAAAGCUCAUUUCGAAUAUUCAUGUAGCGCAUCUUUCAUUCAGAUUAAAGUUUUGAAACUAUUUUUUUCGAAUAAAACGGAGAUCGCUAGGAAAUUUGUUUCGAUAAUAAGGAAUAUUUGAACAAGAAAAGCCCAAAGUUUUUUGUUGAAUCUUUCUGGUCGCAUGUAGAAUGGAUCAAUGCGUUGCGGUCGCGCUGCGGUUAGAGUUUACGAAAAUCUUAUACCAGCCCGCGAAAGUCGUUUUUGGUCCGGUGCACUUUUAUGAUUAUCGAUCUGCGACUGCAGUAGGAGUUUUAAAUAUCACCACAUGAACUGACAAUAUGUUCCUAGCUCCACUAAAUCUUAUACCAGCGCGCGGAAGUCGUUUUCUGGUCGGGUGCACUUUCGUGGUUUUUUUUUUUCAACCACAGUUAGAGUUUUAAAUAUCACCCAUGAGCUGAUGUUGCUGGCUCCACUAAAUCCUAUGCCAGCCCGCGAAAGUCGUUUCUGGUCGGGUGCACUUUUAGGGUUACCGCUUUGCGACCAUCUAGCCAUUAUAUUGUACUAUUGGCUUUGAAAUAUGAUCAAAACAAUUCUUCGAACAAAAAUAAAAGAUUUUUCGAUUUUUUCAAGUCUUAUUGAAUGAUAUAUAAGAAUAGCGACACUCCAAGUGGGAUAUUUGAAAUUUUGACAAGUACCGCAACGCCUUGAGCCAUUCCAAUUGCGACCAGAAGAAUUGAACAUAUUAAGAUUUUUUACAUGUUUUCCGAAAAACCUGGCACCUUUUUUCGUUGGGACAGAUUACGAUGGAGGAGAUCGUGCGCGACAUUCGCAGUCAGCGACACGGAUCCGUGCAGACGGACGCCCAGUACUUGUUCAUGCAUCGGGUCAUGCUCACGCUGGCUGAGAACAAGGAGGUUCGUGUGGUUUAUUUUCCCGAAUUAGGAAAUUGAAGAUUUUAACGUUCACCUUGAGGUUCUGGUUAAAGUUUUUAGGGCUCUGAUAUUAAAAUUUUAUAGCUCCAACUUUAAGAAACAGGAAAGUGUGCUCGAAAAAAAAAUUCAGCCUUGAAAAUUUCUCAUCAGUUUCAUUUAACAACUAGCUUUGAGUCAGAAAUCUGGUUAUAAUCAAUUUUUUAGGCUUCAGAGAUUGAAAUCUAAUUUCGGAAGGGUUUAUAUACCUUUUCCUAAUUUUCCUACAUUUUUUCUCCUCACAGACGAUGCAAGCAGAGAUCAACACGUUCAUCACCGACUACAACAAGGUGAUGGCUUCGAAGGCCGGCUGA